UCACUGGCAGGCGAGGCAGAAGUGACCCGGGUGUGUUUCCUGUUUCUGAAACAAACAAGCAUUAAAUAAAACACGGAGGCAAAAGCAGUAAAGCAACAUAUAUCAUAAGGAAGGUGUCAUGGAGUCGUAUGACAUUAUCGCCAAUCAGCCUGUUGUAAUUGAUAAUGGUUCUGGUGUUAUCAAAGCUGGAUUUGCUGGAGACCAGAUCCCAAAAUACUGCUUCCCAAACUAUGUGGGCCGUCCUAAACACGUGCGUGUGAUGGCAGGUGCUCUGGAGGGAGAUCUCUUCAUUGGUCCCAAAGCUGAGGAGCACAGGGGGCUGCUGUCUGUGCGCUAUCCCAUGGAGCACGGCAUCGUGAAGGACUGGAACGACAUGGAGCGUAUCUGGCAGUACGUCUACUCCAAGGAGCAACUGCAGACCUUCUCAGAGGAGCAUCCUGUGCUGCUCACAGAGGCACCCCUGAACCCCAGUAAGAACCGGGAGCGGGCAGCAGAGGUGUUCUUUGAGACCUUCAACGUGCCGGCCCUCUUCAUCUCCAUGCAGGCCGUGCUUAGCCUGUACGCCACGGGGCGGACGACUGGCGUGGUGCUGGACGCCGGUGACGGUGUGACGCAUGCCGUACCCAUCUACGAGGGCUUUGCCAUCCCGCACUCCAUCAUGCGAGUGGACAUCGCCGGGCGAGACGUCUCCCGCUACCUGAGGCUACUACUGCGAAAGGAAGGCUAUGACUUCCACACUUCGGCCGAGUUCGAGGUGGUGCGCACCAUCAAAGAGAGAGCAUGCUAUUUAUCACUGAACCCUCAAAAGGACGAGACUUUAGAGACAGAAAAGGCACAGUACACCCUCCCUGACGGCAGUGCGGUGGAAAUCGGACCUGCUCGCUUCCGGGCCCCAGAGCUGCUGUUCCGGCCGGACCUUAUUGGAGAUGAGAGUGAGGGAAUUCACGAAGUCCUGGCCUUCGCCAUUCAGAAGUCUGACAUGGACCUGCGACGCACGCUCUACUCCAACAUCGUCCUGUCGGGAGGCUCUACGCUGCUCAAAGGUUUUGGAGACCGGAUUCUAAGUGAGGUGAAGAAACUUGCACCAAAAGAUGUAAAAAUCAAGAUCUCUGCACCCCAGGAGCGAUUGUAUUCCACUUGGAUUGGAGGUUCUAUCCUGGCAUCGCUGGAUACCUUCAAGAAGAUGUGGGUCUCCAAGAAGGAGUAUGAGGAGGACCGGGGUCGUGCCAUCCACCGAAAGACCUUCCAGUAGAAGAGGGAGGAUCAGAGUCAUGGUGCCACUGCACCAUCCCAGUACUAUAUGCCCCGGCCCUGUGGUCCCAGUCCGCCUGUUCCCCCAUCAUUCCUAGCACCUCCCAGGAGAGACCCGGCCAAUCUCUGCAGCCUGGCACUUCCUCAUUCCCAGAUCUGUUUCAAGACUCAAGUGGUUUGACUGGGCAGUCUGAGAUAUGCCCACUACUCUCUCCCCACAUCUGUGAGGUGACUGUUUUCAUCCAUGAGAAUGUAAGAGACAGUGCAUUGUUAGGGGCAAGGCUAUACUCUUCACAUGCAUGUAUUUACAAUAGCAUUUAACUAACCCAAUAUGAUAUCAUUAUAUGUUCUAAGAAAAAAUAAGGUCUAUGAUAAACAUCUAUUGCUCCAUGAAUUUCAUUCCAAAAUGGCCAGAUUUUUUCUUUUUUUUUUUGUUUUUCGCCAAGCUUAAAAGCACAAGUUAUGCUUGCAUUGAAAUACAAUAAAUGUAUUUUAAUACACGUAUUUCUUAACAAAGUGUGCUAAAUUAAGACAGAGAAUAUCCCUGCCAGAAAACAAUGUCCUUUUUUCUAUUGCCAUUGCUUAAUGCUGCUAUAUGCCCCCCCCCCACCCCACGUUUACCUGCAGAGCUUGUCUGUCACCCUUAACGGUUGAGCUGGUGAGGCUAAUAUAUAAAUGAUGGGAGGGAUUACUAUACUAUCACUGCCUAACAUGGAUGCUGAUGAAAAUCAACCAGUAGGAAGUGAGUUUAAACGGCAUCACAUAAUCCCACCCACUGUCAGUUUCAAAGCCUUCUCAUUUAUCAUUGCUCUAUGUUUUUCCAUUUUUUCCCCUACAAUCAAACAGAUUUAUCCUCAGGUUUUCUUCGUGAUUCAUGUUGGACCGCAGUAUAAUAAGUUAUCACAGUUUGAUUGAUCUUGCAUGCCUCAUGUGUUUGUCAGAAACAGAAAUAUUACAUGAAUAGUCUCUGUUGGACAUCCAGUCUUUUCCUGUAAGUAAAAACCUCUAUAAGGCUGGUGAAAGACUGAUUAGUCUGUAAACAUUAACACUAAGUCUCUGUGGGGACCUUGUGACCUAGUGUUGUGGACAGUAGUGUCCUGUAAAAAUGAGCUUUUGGCUCAUGUUUUGAGAAGCCUUCUGUUAGCUUUUUGAUGCUGGCUUUAGUGAUGCCUUAAAGGAAAAGCUUUAAUUGGCAGCCAUGAAAUUUUAAGAACUCAACACAAAAGCUUAUAUUGCAUUUUUUUCUUUUGAAUUCCUCCACUUAACCAUAACAAUGUUAAUAUAAACUAGGUAGAGGAGGGUAUCUUUCAUACGUUUAUUUAAUUAAAAGUGUAUAGAUAGAAUAGUAUUGUGAUUUAAAAUAAGACAAAUGCUUUUUUAUGCGGGUAAAAGGUGUUUGUCUUUUGCAGGCUGUCUUGUGGAUAAUUCCCUGGCCAAUUUUGUCCAAUUCCAGGUUUACUUUGUAAAAGAGCAACUCUCCAGCAGUCUGACUGUAUUUCAGUCAGUCUUUUUUUAAUAGCAUACAGAGUCUUAUUCUCCCAUAUAAACCGUUGCUAAAAUACAGCAGGAGGACUGACAUGUACAAUAUGUUGAAGUGUUGCUUGUACUGUUUAUUUUGUAAAGUCAUCAUAAUAAAGUUAAUGACAGCUGUC
Paramormyrops kingsleyae is the source of this 2903-nucleotide messenger RNA. RefSeq names its product beta-centractin. NCBI's taxonomy places the organism in Eukaryota, Metazoa, Chordata, Actinopteri, Osteoglossiformes, Mormyridae. The record is from RefSeq and is a predicted model, not a curated record.